Oncorhynchus masou masou (cherry salmon) is the source of this 411-nucleotide messenger RNA. RefSeq names its product UDP-glucuronosyltransferase 1-2-like. The transcript has 3 exons. Lineage: Eukaryota; Metazoa; Chordata; Actinopteri; Salmoniformes; Salmonidae. The record is from RefSeq and is a predicted model, not a curated record. Gene Ontology annotation, molecular function: UDP-glycosyltransferase activity. The coding region runs from base 10 to 411 and encodes 133 amino acids.
GUAAAAUUGAUGCAUGCUUAUGUGAAGCAGCUAGUGAAGAUGUGUCUCCCUGGUAUCUUCAUUGUUACCCUGUUGACCCUCUCUAUUCCCGCUGUCCAUGGUGGGAAAGUCCUGGUGUUUCCUCAAGAGGGCAGCCACUGGGUCAACAUGAAGGUCAUUAUUGAAGAGCUGCAUUCAAGAGUGUGUGAGAUGAUAAUCAAAAUGUUAGAGAAUAAACAGUUGAUGCAGUCUAUUAGAGAAACCAAGUAUGACUUGGUUCUGACAGACCCAUUAAAUGGGGGAGGUGUUGUGCUGGCGCACUAUUUAAAUGUGCCACUUGUUUUCAAUGUUAGAUGGACUAUAGGCGAGUUAACAAGAGACAUCAACAAGGGAUCACAGCUUUCACCUGGUCAGUCCCAUGUCAUGGAAUGA